This is a messenger RNA of Annulohypoxylon maeteangense, 7846 nucleotides long. RefSeq lists its product as uncharacterized. The transcript has 4 exons. Gene Ontology annotation, molecular function: 1-phosphatidylinositol-3-phosphate 5-kinase activity; metal ion binding; ATP binding. Bases 117 to 7550 code for a protein of 2477 amino acids. Gene Ontology annotation, biological process: phosphatidylinositol phosphate biosynthetic process. Lineage: Eukaryota; Fungi; Ascomycota; Sordariomycetes; Xylariales; Hypoxylaceae. The record is from RefSeq and is a predicted model, not a curated record. Gene Ontology annotation, cellular component: fungal-type vacuole membrane; endosome membrane.
ACGAACUUCACCCAUAAAAGCGGGCAUUUCCUAGUCGCAUCCGAAAAGUACUUCGGGAAGUGCUUUAACAAGCUGGAUUACGUCUGCGUCGCCCAUGUCUCAAACGAAUCGUCACCAUGUCUGACAGGAAGCCUCCGACUCCGCUUUCCCCCUCGACGGUAGCUUCGUCCGCUCCUAAGUCUCGUCAGGGUUCUAUUGCUUCAGCCUCAUUUAUCUCUCCCGAAAUCGACAGAGAACAACUUUCCCAGGCGCUUGAUAAGAUUCAUAAUUCUGCUAAAGAGAGGGAUAGCUUGACGACAUUUAACGACAUCGCACCUCCCCCCGACUUAGCCGCUUCUAAUGAAAGUAAAGGACUUGCGAGUGAUAUCGUGCAAAAUGGCCUGAGUGGUCUAUAUUCUCGAUUUAAAGAGGCAGUUGGGGUUAGUGGGAAGGAUAAAUCUACGGCAGCAUCAAGUGCUACCACCAAGGAGAGGACUGAUCCAAACGAUGGGGACACUGCAUCUAGGAAAAGCUCCAGCACUACUGCUACAGCUUCCAAGAUUUCCACCUCAUUACUGCGCACUGAUACUGCGAUCACUAGUUCAACGCUUAAUUCAAACCUGUCCGAUCCGAUGGCGUCUACUAUUUCUUCCUCGGGAAUCGCUCUAACCAACGAAAGCCAAUCCCAACAGCCUCAGUCAACAAUGGCCUCGUCUGUCACCAACAUAGCCGGUGUAGCUACUUCGAAAUCCGCUUCCUCAAGCCGCCAAAGCAUACCGAAUAUGACAAAGGCAACGGCCACUGUUGCACCAGCACACGUUAGCGCUUUUAAGGAAACACCUCGUGGUACAUCAACAAAGACCGAAGAUGGUUCAAGUAGGGGAAACCCUAGGAGAAGCAGUACUAAGGCCAACGAAGGACAGCCCACUAUUCCCGUCUCCGAGAUGUCGACGAUACACGAUAUGCCGGGUACCAAGCGCGUUCCCACUCUUGACAAGAUCAAUAUACCUACCCAUAAUAGACGAGAAGGAGGGUUGUCUAUAGAUGGAAAUAUCGAUUCGCCUACUAGUCCUAUCAAGAGGCCAAGCGUCGUCGCGUCAAUUUCCACGGCCUCUAACGCUACUUCAUCUGACUCUUACGUGUUAUCUCAAUCCACCCGCCCCUCUGUGAAGGAUACGGUUAAACGACCCGCUCUGCUUGACAGGAUUAGUUAUUCUCGGCAUCGGAGUGAUCUCUCGAGGUCCUCAUCCUUGUCGCGAGGAACUACUGAACAUAGUCCUAUAAGCACAUCUGCUCACAACAGUGUCCAUCACGAGUCAUUUACACAAGCUCCUCAGCCUCAACGGAUAAGAUCCGGAGAGUACAGAAUUCCCGGCACGACUACGGAUGAAGGCGCUCCGGAAAUAGUCAACGCUAAACUUGCCUCUAUGCGAAAACAAGUCCUGAGCAAGGAUUUCUGGAUGGCUGAUGAGACUUGUAAGGAGUGCUUUUUGUGUGGUGCUCCAUUCACUGCCUUCCGCCGCAAACAUCACUGCAGAACCUGUGGUUGUAUUUUUGACAGUGGAUGCACAUCUAUCAUCGGAGGCCAACGAUUUGGUGUUCAGGGAACAUUGCGUGUCUGCAACCCUUGCUUAAGCAUCAUCGUUCAAAGGCAAGAUGGGACGUUGUCAGAUGAUGAUUCGGCUGAUGAUUCAUUUCUUCCCGCGAUUUUUCGCUCGACCCAAUCUAAACGAGGAUAUUCGCCAUUUUCGAAGGCCGAUCGAGACGAUGCUAGUUUCUCUGAAAGAACUGAGGAUUUCGACGAAGAUAAUAGAUCACUUACUGCUCCGAUGAUGGCAAUUCCCGCUGCCAGACGCAUUGGCGAAUCCUCGAAUCGUAACUCCGCCGUAUUAGAAAUUGACGUGCCACAGCUUAGUAGACCAAGCUCGUCUAGAUCUCUUAAGUCGGGUACCCCAGGCAGGCCCCAGUCUUCCGGCCACAGGCGUCAUCACUCAAAACAUAACUUAUGGAACCGCCUCAAAGCUUCACCAGAGCAAAGGGCGCCUUUCCGAAAAUCCGCGAAGGAGGAAGCCGGUAGAAAGUCAGGCCUACACGCUUUCCACGAUGACAAUGUCAUUGAUCCGGAUCUAGCUCCAUUCAUGUCCGAUGAAUCUAGUGGCGAUGAACAAAUGAGCAUCGCUGGAGUGAUGGCUGGAUCAGAUCUCUAUCCGCCAACCGAUUCCGAGCGGUCAAGCUUCGGUGCAUACCUAAAUGCAGGAAGGAAACUUAGAAGUCGAGGUCAAAUGGAGAAGAGCACCAGCGCAGUAAGCUUCACGAGCCGUGGCCUUGACGAUUUCCACCCAAGAUCUUCUAGGCGACGAAACUUGAGCAUUGCUAGUGGAAAUCAUCUUCGCUCUCCUCGACCCAAAUCAUCUGCGCUGAGAGGGCCGACUGGCUCAAGUGAGACUCUCCCAUUGUUUGACAGCCCCGGCGGGCCUGAAUUGCCACGCCUUACUCGAAGUUCGUCUAUGAAGGGAGAUAAAGAGCCUCGCUUAGAACUCAAUCCUGCAAGUCUGCUACACGUUCGAAAGCUAUUACAACAACUCCUUCAUGACUCCGAUAUACCAAACGUAGCGGCAUGGGAAAAGGCUCUAGUACCGGUGCUUUUGAAAUGCACCUCGUCCGUGGAUCCAGACAUUGAUAGUGGAGAUGACAUUGACAUCCGACAUUACGUCAAGCUAAAAAAGAUACCUGGAGGCAGGCCUAGUGAUACCUGCUAUGUUCCCGGUGUCAUUUUUACCAAGAAGCUUGCACUGAAGAGCAUGCCGCGCCGUAUGCCUAAUCCUCGCGUUGUAAUUGUUUCUUUCCCGAUCGAGUAUCAACGGCACCAGCAGCAGUUCAUGAGCUUGCAACCAGUCAUCGAACAAGAACGAGAAUUCUUGAAGCAGCUGGUGAAUCGAAUCACCGCCUUGCGACCUCAUCUCCUAUUAGCGGAGAAGAGCGUAUCGGGCCUCGCAUUGCAGUUUCUGUCAGACGCCAAGAUUUCUGUGGUCUACAACGUAAAGCCGUCCGUACUUUCGGCAGUCUCGAGGUGUUUGGGGACCGAAAUCAUUUCUUCGGUAGAUAUGCUGGCUCUUCCUCCACACCAGUUUCAAACAGGCAAAAGCACGAGCUAUGAAGUGAAGACAUUCGUGAACGAGGAAAUUCCUGGUCGGAAAAAGACAUACAUAUUUUUGUCGAGCAACCAGGAAGAACUUGGAUGCACCAUUGCCCUGAGGGGAGCGUCUACCAAUGUUCUUUCGAAGCUCAAGCGCAUAACCGAGUUUAUGGUGUAUGUGGUAUACAACCUUAAACUCGAGUCUUGUCUGAUACGCGAUUCGUAUAUCCAACUUCCUACCGGUGAAGACAUGUCAAGAGAUCCUUCACAGCCUGCUGAGGGAAGUAUGAUCUCGUUUGGCACAAGGACGUCCGCCUUAGAUGAUGAUGGUCAGAGAAGUUUACGUACAUCUAAUCAAGAUGAGAUACCUCCAAGCCAAGAAGAUCCACCCUUGGAUAAGACUGUCGAGGCGCCACCAAGCGAUAUCACACCACAAGACCAACCCCCUUCACAGCCUAAUGACCGGGUGGUUUCCCUGCACGAAUCGCAUCCUCGCUCUGUCCACGACAGUCCUAUUCCAGAUGAUACCCCAAUGCCAACAUUCUAUAGUGAUAUGGUGGCUAAGUAUGAGACUAAGAUUCUCUCCGCGUCUCCGUUUGUCAAAUUCGCUCAACCGUAUCUACUUAUGAAAGCUCGGGAACAGGAAAGAAAAUUACUGCAUUUGAAACGAUUACGCGAUCAUGAUGUAGUCGACGAACGGGCCGAUGGUGAAAAGCCGAAUCAGAAAUUCCAACUCAUUAAGCCACGAAUGGUCCUCGAGACUGGCCACAAAGCACCACGGCAAAUGAUGGAAAUACUCCACGCAGUGCACGAUGCCGAGUACGACAAAGCCUUCUACAACUAUCAGACACAGACGCGUCAGUGGGAAAAUUACAUACAAAGUAAUAUUGGUCUAUUCGAGCCUUAUGCGCAUCAGAACAUAGUCGUUCUCCAUUCGGUUAUUUGCACUGAAACUAAAAUCCCGUGCUUGGAGCCCACAUUAUUCGCUUUUGGUUUCUAUGACGAACACGUCGAUGGAAACAGUGGUAUGGCUCCUGACUGCACUUUAGGCCAAUACAUCGAGGACAUCUGCUAUAGCGCAGACACGAAUUGUACAUCUAAUGGAUGUGAUCGCAAGAUGUAUGAGCACCAUCGAACGUAUGUCCAUGGUGAAGCACGCAUCACUAUCUUCAUUGAGCAGGAUACUAGAGGUAGACUCGGCGGUGAAAAUAUCGUGAUGUGGAGUUUCUGUAAGCUUUGCAAGCGCGAAACUAGCCAGAUGGAAAUGUCGAAAGGGACUUGGAAGUAUUCGUUCGGGAAAUAUCUCGAAUUGUCGUUUUGGAGUAGAGGUACUCAUCUUGUCAAGGAUGAUAAUGCCGAUGGCUGGAAUUGUCCGCAUGAUCACCACCGAGAUCACAUACGCUACUUCGGAUUGCAGGACAAGAUAGUUCGUGUUCAUUAUGACCCGAUUGACCUCUUGGAGAUUAUUGUUCCCCGAGCUAGGAUUACAUGGAAUGUCGAACAUGAUCUCAACAUGAAGAACGAGAUAUUCUCCAAUGCUCAAGAACGAUGGACCCGAUUCACUACUUCCGUAAAGGCUAGGCUGAAAGUUAUCAAUACCGACAAUAUCCUCUCGGAAAAGGCUGAAGCAUGCAAAGGGGAAGUUGAACGACUGUCAAAGAAGAUACAGGACGACCAUACAUUGCUUAUCCGAAAACUACAAGACAAAUACAUGGCCUCGAAAUACUACGAGGUCAUCCCAUUUAAUGUCGUCCUUCGAGAUAUGUUAGUCAAGGUGGCCGAAUGGGAUACGGCGUUCACAAAGUUCGAGGCCGAUUUUCUACCCUCGGAUAAGGAUAUUCGCAGGCUGACGAUGAUCCACCUUCGUAAAAUGUUUACAGAUGAAUCAAAAGAGUCUAAUAAUGAGGCCACUGAUAAUACUGAAGAAAGUACGCAGGCAAGUGCACCAGACACCGAUUCGAGGCUAGAUACCCAACCAUCGGAACCUGUAUCCGAUUCUCCUCCGCUUGAUACAAUUCAAGAAAAGAGUCCUCUCGAUGUUCCACCCCAAGAAGAAACUUUAGAGAGAGUUGAACCAUUAGAUCUCGCGACACCGAAAUCACCUGUCUCCACCGCUUCUCUUCCGAGUCAGCCAGAGAAUAAAGUCGCAAUUCCACAAGCGUCGCCGCCGUUAAAUGCAAUUCGGACCCCGGCAUUGUCCCCAGAUCUUGCACCAGUUCCCACUCUCACCUCCGCGCCGCCGAUGUCACUCACCGAGCAAGUCAAGCAAAUUCGCCAUCGACAACAGUCGUUGUCGCUUGAAAACGCGGGUGUGGGGUCUAUACAAGGAAAUGAACAGUCUAAGACAGAGCGUGGUUCUUCCCGUAGGAUGGGAAUGAACGUGUCUCCGCCCAUGGUUCGUGCCUUAUCACACCCAGUGAAUAGUGUACCAACACUGCCUCGCAUGCAUUCCACGAUGGUUGGAAAGAAGAUGUUCGGUGCCAAUAAGGAGAAGGAUAGAGUGCCGUCUACCGAGGCACCAACCGGGAACGAACUCCGAAAAUCUUCAACAAGCGAGUCUAGUAAAGGGGAGAAGAAGCUCUUCAGUAGCCUCAGGCCUCACCGUAAGGGAAACUCGUCCUCUAUCCCGCGUUUCGUCGGAAAGAAAGACUCAAGGGUUUCAACUAUUCGCAAACAUUUCGAGCAACUCAGUCGAGAAUUUGAAAAAGAGCGUGAGAAGGAUAGAGAAAAGAGAAAACAAAAAAUGUCGCACUCGAGACCCUUCCUCCAGAAUUCUCCGGCAAAAGCUAUAGUUGAGGUCUAUGAAGACGUGGAUGAAGCCGUACAGGAAUCAGGGCCUGUUGAAGAUGAACUGGCUGCUGCAGCAGGCGUAGUUGAUGCCAAGCGAAACGAUUCAACAGAAUCAGCAAGGCCCUCGGUAGAGGCUAAGCUUGAGAGAGGGCAUCAACAAUCACCAAAAGACGAUCUCAAUCACGCUGAUGAUGUUAUGACAGAAUGCGAAACUGACGACCAAACGCACACUGCAAGUCUAGGUGCUACGGAUGACGAGCAAGGAGACAGCGAUACCGAACACUCGUUAAUUGACGGUACUACGCUAGAGGAGAUCGCUGAAUCGUUUGACUCCAGCACGGAUAUCCCAAUAGAACUGCCGAAACAGGACAAGAAUAACUUCAUGAAAGUCUUGACCACGUUUUGGAAUGAACGAUCUGCUAGCCAAUGGCCCCCACUGGAGUAUCCUCUGAACGCGACCGAUCAUAUCUUCUGGGACUCCGAUAUCAUUAUUCGAGAGGACGAGCCCAGUUCUCUGAUCGCGUUUGCUCUCAGUUCUGAGGAUUACAAAGAAAAGCUUCGGACUUUUUAUGAAAAGAGCAGUAAAAACGACGCAGCUUCUACCGAAGCUGAAGAUGAUGCGCGAUCCGAGAUGCCCUCAGAUAUUGGAGACAAUAUCACCGAGGAGCAAUUGGAGACUAAACUUGUGCAUACAACGAGCUGCCAUUACAAGUACCAAUUCACCGAAGGAACAGCAAGAAUGUUUGUCAAAAUCCUGUACGCCGAGCAAUUUGAUGCACUGCGACGAAAGUGUGGCGUCGCCGAUCGGAUUGUCGAGUCUUUAUCCCGAUGUCUAAAGUGGGAUUCUAAAGGCGGCAAAACGAAAUCGGUUUUCCUAAAGACCCAGGAUGACCGACUAGUAAUGAAGUCCUUAUCACCGGUGGAGACUGCCGCGUUCUUGAAAUUUGCGCCGGCAUACUUUAGCUUGAUGGCGGAAGCUCUUUUCCAUGACCUACCAUCGGUAAUUGCAAAGAUGUUAGGAUUCUUCCAAGUCAGCAUAAGGAACCCAGUGACAAACACGGAAAUAAAACUUGACUUACUUCUAAUGGAAAACUUAUUCUACGACCGAGCACCCACUAGGAUCUUUGAUCUGAAGGGAUCUAUGCGAAAUCGAAAGAUCCAGUCGACCGGUGAACAGAACGAGGUCCUCCUUGACGAAAACAUGGUGGAAUAUAUCUAUGAGUCGCCACUUUUCGCGAGAGAGCACUCGAAGAAGCUUCUGCGUGUCUCGGUCUGGAAUGAUACGCUUUUCCUAGCUCGUCAGAAUGUGAUGGACUAUUCCCUCAUGAUUGCCGUUGACGAAGCUAAGAAGGAGUUGGUCGUAGGCAUCAUUGAUUGCAUCCGAACCUACACCUGGGACAAGAAGCUCGAAAGCUGGAUCAAAGACCGCGGUUUCGCAGGCGGCGGUCGCAAUAGGCCAACUGUAACCAGUCCCAAGGAGUACAAGUCGAGAUUCCGGGAGGCUAUGGCGAGAUACAUUCUCGAGGCGCCAAAUUGUUGGCACCAGUUUAACUUACCAAUGCUAGGGUCGUCGUCGAGAACUCGAGCGGAGAUUAAUGCUGCUGCUGCGGAUGAAACAACGGCUACGGAUGCAGGUGCGGCAUAAUUAACAUUACUCUUUUUACGGACAUACGCCGGACAUGGCAUUAUAUGAGUGAUGUAUAGUGAGGGGAUUAUGAAAUGAGUUUACGAGGCGUUUGUGGAAGGUUUAUAGUAUGACGGUCACACACACAGGGCAACCUAAUUCUUUCAGAUGGGGAUGUCAACGAGGUACGAGAUGAACGAAAGCAUCAUUUGGGGCAGGGAGGUGAAAACGCAUGGCUGGCAUUUGCUUCUUGCUCUUAACAGAUACCCCCUUUUAAUGACGAACAAAAUGGUCUUCGUAAUAUACGCAAAUCAACG